CGCCACUGCGGAGUUGGGCGAGGGGUUGAGGAAAGGGGAGGGGGAGAAACCUUGGGAACAGCCGCGGUGCCGGGAAGAAAUGGAUCGCGGCGCUGUGCGGAGGGCAAGGAGGAACCCAUGUCAAGGGACAGAGGGGCAACUGGGAAUGAAAGUGGGGUGGCAGGAGAGGGGACGGCAGCAGCACAGGCGGCGGGCUUGAAUAGACCGCGGAGGGCGGGGAGUCCGUCAUCUAGAGCGGCCCUGCGGCGCGGUAGGCGGGAUUAAUGAGAGCGAGGCGGGGAUUGGCGGGCAGCCCUCGGCGGCCGUACGUCGGCGGUGACGCACGCCUCGGGGAGGGUGCGCGCGCGUUCAGCGGCCUCUUUGUGUGGUGCCCCGAUAGGAGAGCGGAGGUGGUGGCGGCGGUAGCGGUGGCCUUGGUUGUCUUCCAGUCUCCUCUGCUCGCCCUUUUGCCGGCACCUCUCCCCUUCCCUCCCCCUUCCUCUCUUCCUUCCUUCCUUCCUUCCCUCCCCUUCCCUUUUUCCCUUCCCCGUCGGUGACCGGCGGGGGUGGCUCCAGCUACGGCUGGGCCCAAGCUGUGUAGAGGCCUUAACCUACGAUAACGGCGGCGACGGCGAAACCUCGGAGCUCGCAGGGCGGGGGCAAGGCCCGGGCCGUGGAGAUGGAGAAUUCCCAGUUGUGUAAGCUGUUCAUUGGCGGCCUCAAUGUGCAGACGAGUGAGUCGGGCCUGCGCGGCCACUUUGAGGCCUUUGGGACUCUGACGGACUGCGUGGUGGUGGUGAACCCCCAGACCAAGCGCUCCCGUUGCUUUGGCUUCGUGACCUACUCCAAUGUGGAGGAGGCCGACGCCGCCAUGGCCGCCUCGCCCCAUGCCGUGGACGGCAACACUGUGGAGCUGAAGCGGGCGGUGUCCCGGGAGGAUUCCGCGCGGCCUGGUGCCCACGCCAAGGUUAAGAAGCUCUUUGUCGGGGGCCUUAAGGGAGACGUGGCCGAGGGCGACCUGAUCGAGCACUUCUCGCAGUUCGGCACGGUGGAAAAGGCCGAGAUUAUUGCCGACAAGCUGUCCGGCAAGAAGCGCGGAUUCGGCUUCGUGUAUUUUCAGAAUCACGACGCGGCAGACAAGGCCGCGGUGGUCAAGUUCCAUCCGAUUCAGGGCCAUCGCGUGGAGGUGAAGAAGGCGGUCCCCAAGGAGGAUAUCCACUUCGGUGGGGGUGGAGGCGGCUCCCGAUCCUCCCGGGGCGGCCGAGGCGGCCGGGGGCGCGCCGGUGGCCGAGACCAGAACGGCCUUUCCAAGGGCGGCGGCGGCGGUUACAACAGCUACGGUGGUUACGGCGGCGGCGGCGGCGGCUACAAUGCCUACGGAGGCGGCGGCGGUUCGUCCUACGGUGGGAGCGACUACGGUAACGGCUUCGGCGGCUUCGGCAGCUACAGCCAGCACCAGUCCUCGUAUGGGCCCAUGAAGAGCGGCGGCGGCGGCGGCGGAGGAAGCAGCUGGGGCGGUCGCAGUAAUAGUGGACCUUACAGAGGCGGCUAUGGCGGUGGGGGUGGCUACGGAGGCAGCUCCUUUUAAAAGAAAAUAUAAAAUGCCUGGGAGUGGCUGUUGGGGUAGCUCUUUUUGACAGCCCAAGUGGGGUCAACUCCUAAGCCCCAGCCCCUCACACCGCCUUCCCUGUUUUGCCCUUAGGGGAGCCACUUCUAAGGCUGCUUACCCUUGGGGGUGUUCCUCUAUUUGCCUGCCACCUCUCUUGUCUCUCCCUCUGAAGAUGGACUUGGCCCCACAUACACAUUUUUGUGUUACAGUCAUUGAUGGACUCUAUUUUUUUAUUAUUACUUGGACCUUGGUCGUUUUUAUACUAGCAAAAUGUCUUGUUUUAAUUUGUGUUUUUUGGGGGGAGGGAGGGAGUGAACUUGCUGAUUCUGUAGCAAAACCUGGGCGGGGGUUGGGGUGGGGGGUAGUUUACUUUGUUGUAAGGACUUGAUACCUGGCUACGGCGUUUUCUAUGAAAUCUACUUGGAUCCCUUGCCUGAAAUUUGGAAGCAUAUGUACAAAAAUCAUUUUUACGUUUUAUUUUUAAUAAAUCAUUGUGUUUGACCGUACAUGUCUAACAUUUUUUUUCUAGGAUCCAUUCCAUAUCGUUUUUAAGGAAUAUUUGUUUAAGAUUUUACGUGUUAAUUCUUUAUUCUUGAUGUGUACUUAGAGAAACUUUUAAGAGGUCCUGUGGGUUUUUUUUUUUCCCUCGUUGCCCUGCUAGUUGCGUAUUGAAUUAUAUCCCUUACAGGCAAAACUUCUGAAGUGGUGGAUGUGGCUUUUUAAACUCUUUUAAGUUUCUGUGCAUCCAUCUCUUGUACUAAGCGAUUUGCUUAUCAUCUUGUCAUGAUUGGUCAUUUCUAUGACAAUUUACUUCAAACUGUGUACUGUGUAGUUCUAUAUAGUUUGUGUUAAGCAUGUCAUUCAUAUAAACUGUUUAAAAUUUUUCAGAUGGCCUAGUUUCAUCCCUCUUAUUGGUUUGUCUGUAAUGAAUGGUUGAAAAUAAGGGUUAUAUUUUACCCUCAAAUGCGGUUUUGUACUUUCAGAGCAGGUUUAAACGUUUUUUUUUUUUUUUUUUUUUCCCCUGUAUCUGAACUGUUGUCCUCAUGGAAAUCCUUUUCCCAGUCUUUGUAGCACCAUCUACUGGCAGAAUGGCAGAGUAGCUGCGAAACAAUUCGUUUAAAAACUUUAGGACAAUUGCAUCAGAUUUAGAAGUUUUGCCAUCAAAAUUCUUUGCAGACUUGGAAGUUACACGUUUGCUUGUAACUGAGAUGGGCUUCACAGGAAUGUAGUUGCCAGUUCAUAUCACACUUACCCUUUCUAUAAGAGAUUUGAAAAUGUAAACUGCUAUGCAUAGCUUGGGCAAUAGCCCUAAAUUGCUAUGACAACUAAUGAACCAACUACAUAAUACUGGUAUUUUAGGUGCAAGUUGUAAAGCAAAAUAUCUGUAUUGUGCUUGGUUAACAAAUGUAUAUUUGUAGUCCUUUCAUGCAAUAGCAUUCAAGUUGUUGUUUAUAAGAGAAGAACAAAACUGAUAAUAGGAGAAAAUUGCCUUUCUGGAUAGAAAUAUAGAAUAGCAACGUUUAUGGAUAUCACAAAUAAAGAAUUCAAUUCUUUA
This is a messenger RNA of Callithrix jacchus (white-tufted-ear marmoset), 3143 nucleotides long. RefSeq names its product heterogeneous nuclear ribonucleoprotein A0 (gene HNRNPA0). Gene Ontology annotation, biological process: mRNA splicing, via spliceosome. Lineage: Eukaryota; Metazoa; Chordata; Mammalia; Primates; Cebidae. Gene Ontology annotation, molecular function: mRNA 3'-UTR binding. Gene Ontology annotation, cellular component: catalytic step 2 spliceosome. The record is from RefSeq and is a predicted model, not a curated record.